AAGAAGCGAGUGGUCUGUAUAGCGUGAAUGCUCCUCUCCAAGCCGACGCCGGACGGGUAUAAAGAAAAAACGAGCCGCUCUACCACUAAUUAGGAAAACGCAUAAACAUUAAGAAAAAACUAUUAAUUAUUUAAGUAUAAACGCAUUCACGUGUACUAAACGCCUCAGCGCUGCCGAAACGUGUACAACAAAACGACGAAGCAAAGAGAACAAAAUGUCCGACGUUUCCACUGAUGACUUGCGCCGCGAGAUACAGGCGGUCCUCAAGGAUGCCGAUUUGGCCACUAUCUCGGCAAAGCGUGUGCGCGAGCAGGUGGAGAGCAAACUAAAUUGUUCACUGUUAAGCCGCAAGAAGCAAUUUGAUGCCAUCGUAAUGGAAGUAAUCAACGAACAGCAACAAGAUGAUGAUGAGGACGACGAUAAAGAUCCUGAUGCCGAAGAGGAUAGCGAGCCCAGCGAAGAAGAAGAUGAUGUCUCCAGUGAGGAGGAGCAAAAGAAGAAGAAGCCGGCACAAAAGAAACGCCCACAGCCGACCAAGCACAAGGUGGCUGCAAAAAAGAAGCGCAAGUCCAUCAACGCCGAUGACUCUGGCACUGAAAGUGAUGCUGGCUCCGAUUCCGACUAUGAAGUGCCAAAGAAAACUUCACCCAAGAAGAAGGCCAAGUCUGGAAGCGGCGGAGGCAGCGGCACCGGCCGCAAAGGCACUGGAUUUACACGCGCCUACAACCUGUCUCCCGAACUGUCUGCCCUAAUGGGCGCUGACUCCUUGCCUCGCCACGAAGUUGUAAAGAAGGUCUGGGCCAUCAUCAAGGAGCGGGACUUGUACGAUCCUAAAAACAAGCAGUUUGCCAUAUGCGACGAUGAGCUGAUGAAGGUAAUGCGUGUGAAACGCUUCCGCACAUUCGGCAUGUUGAAGCACUUGAAGCCGCAUUUCCUCGACUAAACGGCCAUUCAGGCGCACUAGCCAGUAGCACUCCAGAUGCAGACGGUCAGCGUACGCAGAAACAGAAGCGCACGCCCUCACAAACACAUAUAUAUACUAUAUACAUCGUUUAAUAUUAGUUAGUCUUUCAUUGUAAUUUUCGGCUUUUAAUUAUUUGUUUUCAAUUAUAACAUUUAGUUGCACGAUGUAGACUUGGGGGUUGCCAGCUGAGCCCCAUCCAAUGUGUUAGCAUUAACCUAAUUAAGACGAAUCUACAAAAAUUUAUGUAGUCUACGGCAUUUUUAAGUAACAUACAAAAAUUAUAUUUUUUGUAAUCAAAUCGUGUAACUUAUGAUAAAUAUCAAAGAAAACAUACGGCAUGAUAUCAAAUAAAUGGACAAGCGAUGCAUCUGAAUCUAAAA
This is a messenger RNA of Scaptodrosophila lebanonensis, 1344 nucleotides long. It is a transcript of the gene Non2, whose product is annotated as upstream activation factor subunit spp27. The record is from RefSeq and is a predicted model, not a curated record. Lineage: Eukaryota; Metazoa; Arthropoda; Insecta; Diptera; Drosophilidae. The coding region runs from base 215 to 943 and encodes 242 amino acids. Gene Ontology annotation, cellular component: nucleus. The transcript has 4 exons.